This is a messenger RNA of Camelina sativa (false flax), 1489 nucleotides long. The record is from RefSeq and is a predicted model, not a curated record. Lineage: Eukaryota; Viridiplantae; Streptophyta; Magnoliopsida; Brassicales; Brassicaceae.
GGAAAUUUCCACUUCUAUUUUUAUUCUCCCUCUCUCUCAUUGACGUAAAACAGCAAACCACAACUUGAAGAGGAGAUUGCACAACUUAGUCAUCAUCAUAUCAUGUCUUCUUCUAGCUAGUUGCUAUGUUGAGUCCGAGUAACAUAUUUGUUCCUUGAUAAUAACGCCUUCUAUGGAGUUCCCGGAUCGCAUCAGUUUCCGGGAAAUGGAAUCUCGGGAUCGUGAAACCUCGCUGAUUUUUGCCGCUGGAGAAUCUAUCAGCACUUCUUGGCAAAAGGGUCAACUUCUGGGACGAGGAUCAUUUGGCUCUGUGUAUGAAGCCGUUUCAGCAGAUGGGGACUUCUUUGCUGUCAAGGAAGUUUCACUUUUUGAUUUAGGAAGUAAUGAACAAGAAUGCAUUCAUCAUGAACUUGAAGCGGAUAUUGCACUACUUAGUCAGUCUUCUUCUAGUUCCUCCGUUGAUUCCAACUCGACUUCUUCCUUUCUGACGCCCUCUCAAAUGGAUUUGAGUCAAGCAGGUCAUAGUGGUGGUGUUGCGAAUUGGGAAAAUACUAAAUCGACACGUUCCGAGUCUAUUGAUAUUAGAAAGUUUAGCAAUGUUCUAGUCACGUCUUGGCUUAAGGGUGAGCCUCUGGGACAAGAAUCAUUUUGCUCUGUGUAUGAACACCUUGAGCAGGAAAUUGCACUACUUAAUCAGCUUCAGCAUAAGAAUAUUGUGCGAUAUCGUGGCACAGCCAAGGACGGGUCGAAGUUUUACAUCUUUCUUGAGCUUGUAACCAAAUGGUCUCUUCUAAACCUUUACCAACGUUACCCGCUUCUGGACUCUGUAGUCUCCAAUUACACCAGACAGAUUCUUGAUGGUUUGAUAUCUCUCCACGAUAAAGGUUUUAUUCACAGGGACAUCAACUGUGCAAAUAUACUGGUGGACGCUAAUGGCGACGUCAAACUUGCAGAUAUCGGAUUGGCAAAGGAGUCAAAGUUAAACGACAUUAAGUCCUGCAAGGGAACUUCAGUUUGGAUGGCUCCGGAGGUUAUUAACACCAAGCCUAAUGAUGGGUAUGGAAGUCCAGCUGAUAUAUGGAGCCUUGGAUGCACUGUGUUGGAAAUGUUGACUGGUCAGAUCCUUUACUCCGAUCUAGAACCCCUUGCAGCCCUGUUUAAGAUCGCAAGGGGUACGCUUCCGGAAUUACCUGAUACUCUAUCCCAAGACACUCUUGAUUUCAUACUUAAAUGUCUCAAAGUGAACCCGGAUGAGCGACCAACUGCAGCUGAACUGCUGAACCAUCCAUUUGUGAGAAGGCCCUUACCAUCAUUGGGCUCAGGAGGAACAUUAAUGUCCUAAUGUAAAAAAAUAGGUAAUAGAAAUAGUUGGUUCUUAAUAUAGCUCCUGCUUGUUGUAUUUUUUGUCUCAUCUUAUACAGCUCCACUUCAUUCAAAAGUAUGGUAAAAACAUUUAUUUUUGAUUCUGGUCAAAGACACUUUCAUUGAA